Messenger RNA from Mycena citricolor, 863 nucleotides. Lineage: Eukaryota; Fungi; Basidiomycota; Agaricomycetes; Agaricales; Mycenaceae. The record is from the annotation of a GenBank genome assembly.
CUCGAUCGCUAGUGAAUGGCUGGAGAGGAGUAGCCGGGUUUCUGCACCAGUCGUCCUUUGGUAUCCGGCUCUAGGCGUCCCCUCAGGAGGUAGAGUUUCGGAUUAUCCCAUCGAUCAAUAUCCAGCUGCAGGUAUUCACCCACGGCCGCUUUCAGCUUCCUGAUGAGAUCAUCAAUGGCCGAGGUUGUAAGCGAGGGGAGCGGAGGAAGCAGUCUGAGGGGGCAGUCUGAGGGGACAUGAUGCGUUGGCUGGAGACAUCAAGCUCGUCCGCAUUUGACUGGUGUCACAGCUCGACACAAGUACGUUAUUCCUGAAGAUCUCCUCGCAUGUGUCAUCACUGCUUGGCUGGCCCGCCGUCCCAAAGCCGAAUGUUGCUCUGGAAUCUUAAGGUCUCCUUCAAUGCUGGACAGUCCAAGUUUCAUCUAGGAUGGUCCAUGUCUCUACUCUGAGAUCAGAGAAACGCAAUCGGCUACAUGAUCGUCACGAAGCUAUCUAACGCCCUGUCCUCCACAUCCCACGUCUCUCAGGUCGGGUUGCCUCGCCGAUUCCGUCGCACGUACGCCUCGUAUCUCUCCGCUGCACGCUUCAGCCUCUCGAAGAUUAUCUUCUUUCUGUCUUGCAGCGGGAGCCCCUUUUCUUCCUGCGUAAACUCCGUCUCGAUCUCCCAAUCCUCACGCUCCGGCCAUAUCCUGCGCUCCCGUUUCUUCAUCAAUUUCAGCUGCGGGAUGGAAUCUUUCAGAGGGGGCAGAUCCCCGGACAUCCCUCCCAAUCUGUGCGUGUCCCAGAAUUUGUGCGGAUCUAUCUCAUGGCCCAGCACCCUCAGGUGCACCUCUCCGCCGCCGAGUCGCACGGUUCCGUCCCGC